Cynara cardunculus var. scolymus (artichoke) is the source of this 2562-nucleotide messenger RNA. Its product is annotated as homeobox-leucine zipper protein MERISTEM L1-like. The record is from RefSeq and is a predicted model, not a curated record. The transcript is spliced from 12 exons. The coding region runs from base 1 to 2220 and encodes 739 amino acids. Gene Ontology annotation, molecular function: lipid binding; DNA binding. Lineage: Eukaryota; Viridiplantae; Streptophyta; Magnoliopsida; Asterales; Asteraceae.
AUGUUUCAACCCAACAUGUUUGAGAGCCACCAUCAUCAUCUCCUUGAUAUGAGUCACAAAACCCCAGAAAAUGAGCUUGACAUGCUUAGAGAUGAUGAGUAUGAGAGCAAAUCCGGGACCGAUAUCAUGGAAGCUCCCUCCGGCGACGAACAAGAUCCGAAUCAACGUCCCAACAAGAAGAAACGUUACCAUCGCCAUACUCAACAUCAAAUCCAAGAACUGGAGUCGUUUUUCAAAGAAUGCCCACAUCCAGAUGAUAAACAAAGGAAAGAACUUGGAAGAAGAUUGACUUUAGAGCCUUUGCAAGUCAAGUUUUGGUUCCAAAACAAAAGAACUCAAAUGAAGGCUCAGCAUGAACGCCACGAAAACUCGCAGCUGAGGAACGAGAAUGAAAAGCUUCGAAUGGAGAACAUACGAUACAAAGAAGCCCUUGCCAACGCUACAUGUCCCAACUGUGGCGGUCCUGCAGCCAUUGGGGAGAUGUCAUUCGAUGAACAGCAUCUGAGAAUUGAAAAUGCUCGUCUACGUGAAGAAAUUGAUAGGAUAUCUGGAAUUGCUGCAAAAUAUGUUGGCAAACCAAUGCUAAGUUAUCCUAAUCUAUCUCCUAAUGGACCGCCUCGGUCUCUUGAUCUACCAAUUGCUAGUUUUAGUCCACAACCAGCAAUGGUAGAUGACAUGUUUGGAACCAGCAACCUUCUCCGGUCAGUUUCAGGCCCCAGUGAGGCAGACAAGCCAGUUAUAAUUGAACUAGCGGUUGCAGCCAUGGAGGAACUAGUCAGAAUGGCACAGUCUGGUGAACCUUUGUGGGUUCCAAACUCUGAUAACUCAUGUGAGAUCUUGAAUGAAGACGAUUACCUGCAAACGUUUCCAAGAGGCAUUGGACCAAAACAGCUGGGAAUGAAAUCUGAAGCUUCAAGAGAAUCUGCUGUUGUCAUCAUGAAUCAUAUCAAUCUUGUUGAGAUUCUCAUGGACGUGAAUCAAUGGUCAAAUGUGUUUUCUGGGAUUGUUUCAAGAGCAAUGACUCUAGAAGUGCUUUCAACUGGAGUGGCUGGAAACUACAAUGGAGCUCUUCAAGUGAUGACAACGGAGUAUCAGGUUCCUUCGCCACUCGUUCCAACCCGAGAAUACUAUUUCGUGAGGUACUGUAAGCAACACACGGACGGGACGUGGGCGGUGGUCGAUGUAUCCUUGGAUAACUUACGCCCUUCUUCAAUGUCAAGAUCUCGAAGAAGGCCAUCUGGAUGUUUAAUUCAAGAACUGCCCAACGGGUACUCAAAGGUUACAUGGGUUGAACAUGUUGAAGUUGAUGAUAGAGCCGUUCACGAUAUUUAUCGGUUACUGGUGAACUCUGGUCUAGCAUUUGGGGCAAGAAGAUGGGUAGCAACUCUCGAUAGACAAUGCGAACGACUUGCAAGCGCAAUGGCUAACAAUAUUCCUGCGGGAGACGUUGGAGGUAAUACGAUUAAUUACUCCCUCUCACUUUUGAUUAUAACGACUCUAGAAGGACGAAAGAGCAUGUUGAAGUUGGCUGAGAGAAUGGUUCUGAGUUUCUGUAGCGGAGUUGGAGCUUCGACUACACAUACGUGGACUACUUUGUCUGGUAGUGGAGCGGAUGAUGUUCGUGUAAUGACAAGAAAGAGCGUGGACGAUCCGGGCAGACCUCCUGGUAUCGUGCUCAGUGCUGCUACUUCGUUUUGGAUCCCCGUUCCACCGAAACGAGUUUUUGAUUUUCUUCGCGAUGAGAACUCGAGGAGCGAGUGGGACAUUCUUUCUAAUGGUGGUCUAGUUCAAGAAAUGGCACACAUUGCCAACGGUCGGGAUCCAGGAAACUGCGUGUCGCUUUUACGAGUUAACAGUGCAAAUUCGAGCCAAGGAAACAUGCUCAUUCUACAGGAGAGCUCAAACGAUUCCACGGGUUCAUAUGUCAUAUAUGCCCCGGUAGAUAUCGCAGCAAUGAAUGUGGUGUUAAGUGGUGGUGAUCCUGAUUAUGUCGCCUUACUACCAUCGGGUUUCGCUAUACUUCCUGAUGGGCCAGGAAAACAACAAGGAUCAACAAUUCUAGAGGUCGGAAAUGGUGGAUCCUUACUGACAGUUGCAUUUCAGAUUCUAGUCGAUUCAGCUCCCACCGCAAAACUGUCACUCGGGUCGGUCGCCACCGUCAAUAGUCUUAUAAAGUGCACUGUUGAAAGGAUCAAAGCCGCGGUGGCUCCCGAGCUGUAACCUCGUCUUCGUUAUAUAUGUUUGUGUGUUUUGUAGCGUAAAAUCCUGGGGAGGAGAUGAAGGAGGAGUUAGGCGGGCGACGUUUACUCUUUAUCAUUAGAAACUAAAGGAAGAAGUCAAGAACGAACCUAAAACGAUCCUUUGGAGAGUGGUGGCAACGUCAAGAAUUCAUUUUUCACCAUGCAUCCGUCGCAGGUUACAUAUAGGUUCGGGUAUUGACUUUGCCUAGAUUAUCGAAGAUUAUCGAGUAAGCUUCAGACCUUAUCGAGUGAUAUUUUAGUUAAAACUCGUAAAAACUUUCGUUAGAUUUACGGUUUUUGAGUUGGUUUGUAUGUGUUUUGA